UCACGUUGGCUACAAAUUCAGAAAUCUAACCUAGAAUUUAAAUGCUCAUUACGACAAUUAUUAUGAAAAAAGGACUGAAAAUUAAAUAAAUAUUACAUAGUUAACGACAAUUACUCAUAAUGUGAUAUUAGACAGUUAAAACAUAAACGCCAACCAAAGUACUACUAAAAACAUUUUGAAUGAAAAACCAAGUCUGUGGCAAAAUUCAGCGAAACCCACUCAAAUAUGUCUUCUUCAGACUCUGAUGGUUCUGUCGAGUACGAGAAUUAUUAUUUAAAAUUUUACGAAGAUCAGAACAACGGGCCCCCUUUGAUUAAAAAAAAAAGUCGUUUAAUCGCCGCCGUCGUCCAAAACCAAGUGGACGUCCUCAGCGACCUCCUCGAUUCUCCCAGGUGGUACAACGUUCGAGACUCUUGCGGUUACAGUUUACUUCAAAUAGCAAUUCUUACAGACAACAUCGAAGUUUUUGAUUAUAUGUUAUCCAUCCCGGAUUUUCCCAUUGAGUUCGUGAACAGAGAAGGCCUAACAGCGUUGGUAGUUGCACUUGAUUGUUUUGUGAGUAAUAACGAUACUUGGAUGAGGGAGCAUUUUGCAUAUGAACUAAUCAAAAAAGGUGCCAGCAUUGAUAGAGUUUAUUUUCACGGGGAUACACCAUUACACCGUACCUUAGAUCGUGGUUACUAUAAAGCAGCUAAGCUUCUUAUAGAACGGGGGGCUGAUGUUAAUGCUCCCAAUCGGGAACAAGACACCCCUCUUACCAGAACCUUGUACAAAGAUGAAAGUGAACUAAUGAUGACUCUGUUGGUGUAUGGAGCACAACCUACAGUCCUUAACUUUGAACAAUCUGUUUUAUAUGGUAACUCUUUUGAAAUACAAGAAAUUUUAUUUUUGUACAUUUAUGAUGAGUACUCGAACUUGGAGUUGCACCUGGAUGUAUUGCUAACGCUUGCUGAGGCGAAAUCACCAUUGUUCUACCACAUUAUUAAAUGCCCUAUUAAAAUAACAAUUCAGUAUGAGUCUUUAAGUCUCUACUUUCGCUUUUUGUGUUCCAUAAGCAUUGAUUGUCUGCAUCUCGUUAUUCAAAAAUUUGGCCACUAUAUGAAUAAGGUGUUUUCAAGAAAAAUAUUUUCAGAAUCUUAUUACGAGGGUGGCGAGGGUAAGGUUAUUUGUUUAAAAAACUUAAAUGUGAUACUUGAAAGCGAAUUAAGACCAAGUGUGAUAACUUUUAUUAAUAAUGUGAAUAGUACCGAGAUAUUUGAGGAUUUGAUAGAACUAGGGUAUGAUGAAAAUGCCGUAACUCCACUCUACUGUUAUUUAUUAAGUUAUGGUUUGAAUGUUCAAGAGUUAGAUUUGCAUUAUGUAUAUGAUUUGUAUGGUUAUUGCGAAUUGUUUAAAAUUCUUUUGCACAUGGACAUACAGAAGGGCGUUAUUCUGGAAGGUUACAUAAAAAAGGCGGUGCCUGCUUUCGUGUAUGAUAUUAAUAUGAAUGUAGAACGUUUUCUCCAAGAACAGAGUGAUUAUGAUGCGGAUAGUGCUUAUCUAUUACGACGUUAUUUCGUCCAUCCGAAAUUAAAUGAAAUUUGUUACCAGAUUAAUCAAAUGAUUGGUUAUUCAGAGGUACAGAGUUUUCAAAAAAUCCCCCUGUUGGUAGAACUAGCGCGAAAUGUUUUUAGGGAGUUUUUUGUAAACAAGUUUAACAUUAAAACGUGCAAAGAGUUUUAUUCGAGACUCAACGGCCUGCCAAUUAGUAACGUACACAAAAAGAUUAUUACAUAUGAAACAAAAUUGUAUUAAAAAUAUUUUAUAGUGAUAUUUCUAUUUUUGUUACUAGUAAGUGGAA
Zophobas morio is the source of this 1840-nucleotide messenger RNA. RefSeq lists its product as uncharacterized. Gene Ontology annotation, biological process: positive regulation of transcription by RNA polymerase II. NCBI's taxonomy places the organism in Eukaryota, Metazoa, Arthropoda, Insecta, Coleoptera, Tenebrionidae. The transcript is spliced from 3 exons. The record is from RefSeq and is a predicted model, not a curated record. Bases 226 to 1794 code for a protein of 522 amino acids. Gene Ontology annotation, molecular function: transcription cis-regulatory region binding; protein binding. Gene Ontology annotation, cellular component: nucleus.